AGGCCUGUCUUUAGAGCUCGAUGAAUUGGCUGUGUCUGAAACCCUUGUAUAUUUCAGAACUAUAUGGAGGCAAAUAACUCUCAGAUUGAUGGUGAAUCACCAGAGUACAAGAUCAAUGAUCGGAGUGUUUUCGUUCAGGUUUUGGUGGCACUUUUCCUUUUUAUCAACUUCAUACUUUUCUCAACUUUUUUAAUGAAGGCUCACUUCUACACAACCAUGCGAUAUAUAUUAUUUGCUAUUACACUAUUGUCUGAUUGUACGUUUUUACUCAUAUCUAAUACCCUGAUAAUUUUAGUAAAUUUUCAAUACACCAUUCAAAUGUGGCUGUGCCUUAUUAUAUUCAUCAUGUUGUCUGUGUACACUUUUGUCACACCAGUUACUCUGACAGCAAUGACCCUGGAGCGCUACGUGGCCAUUUGCAUGCCCCUCCGACAUGCAGAGCUGUGCUCCACACGCAGCGCUCUGUACUGCAUCCUCAUCAUUCACGGCCUCAGCUCUGUACCCUGCAUUAUUAUUCUGUCCAUCUUCUUUUCAACUGUCACCCUGAGCAUUUUCAGAAAAAACAACGUCUGCACUUCAGAUGUUUUCACCCAUCAAACCUGGCAGCGUCAUUUUAGGUCAGCUAUCAGUCAGUUUUACUUCUUGAUCAUGUUUAUUACUAUUAUAUUCUGUUAUGUUAAAAUAAUGAAAGUGGCCAAAGCGGCAUCAGGUGAGAAUAAAAAGUCCACAUGGAAAGGACUCAGAACUGUAAUUCUUCAUGCUUUCCAACUGCUGCUGUGUAUCACACAGUUUUGGUGCCCGUUCAUAGAAGCAGCUGCACUUAAAAUUGAUUUCAUGUUAUAUGCUAACAUCAGGUACUUCAAUUAUAUCAUGUUUAAUCUUGUUCCAAGAUGUUUGAGCCCUCUGAUUUAUGGCCUCAGGGAUGACAAGUUUUUUCUUGCACUGAAACACCGUAUUUCCUGUGGCUUUGUCAAGAAUCCUUAGAUUUGACACUUUAACACCAUGACUCUCUCACAGAAUGACUGACUGCACAGAAAUGUAUCUUACUUACUGAAAUGAUUUCAUUUGAUAAACCUGUAAAAAUGAUGUGUACAGAAAGUGUGUGUCACAAGUAAGUUUAAUGUUUGUGGGAAAACAUCUCUUCAUCACACAGAGCACAUGACUAUGCUUACUAUGGCCUGUGAAGUUUGUUGCU
This is a messenger RNA of Scatophagus argus, 1195 nucleotides long. RefSeq names its product odorant receptor 131-2-like. The record is from RefSeq and is a predicted model, not a curated record. Gene Ontology annotation, biological process: G protein-coupled receptor signaling pathway. Gene Ontology annotation, molecular function: G protein-coupled receptor activity. The coding region runs from base 64 to 984 and encodes 306 amino acids. Gene Ontology annotation, cellular component: membrane. Lineage: Eukaryota; Metazoa; Chordata; Actinopteri; Scatophagidae. The transcript has a single exon.